UGUGGAGGUAUCGACCGACCUCCGCGAGGGGACUCACCGGCGGAGUCGUAUGGAUACGCUCGAGUCACUGGAAGGUGAUCGUGGAGACUGGCGAGGCCAUCGCAGGGGGAGGUCCGGCCUCAAGACGUACGAACAGCUGAGGAUCUUGCACCCGGAGAGGGGGCACGCGGAGGAAAUUUACGAGUACUCCCUAGAAGAGCGAGACGGACUGAUGAAGUCGAUCACGAGCGAUAUCAAGAGCCACUACGCUAAGUUCUCUCGGGCGGCCGCCCAGAAACUUCGGAGGCACAGGGAGGCGAAAGGCUGCAUACCCUCGUUCGACUGGCGGAAGUCGUUGGAGUCGCUCCCUUUCUUGAUCACGGUCCGCACCUACCAGAGAGAAUACUUCGCCAAUGACCUUGCCGCGGGUCUCACGGAGGGCAUCGUGUGCAUCCCUAUGGGGAUGAGCUACGCUCUGCUAGCAAACCUACCCGCGGUGUACGGGCUGUACACGUCACUUAUACCCCCCCUCAUGUACCUGCUGUUCGGGACUUGCAACCAGCUCUCGCUCGGGGUUUCGGCGAUCGAGUCCCUCCUGGUGGCUGCCGGGGUGUCGGAGGUUAUUGGCUGGAUCGGCGACGAGGUGGAUGCCGAUACCACUGAGGAGGAUAUCAACACCAAGGUGCAAGUCACCCUGGCCUUCACCCUUUGCGUGGGCUUCUGGCAAAUGAUCAUGCGGAUCUUCGGAGUUGGAGCCAUCGCCACGUUUCUGUCCGACCCGGUCCUGUCCGGGUUCUCCACCGCAUCCGCGUUUUUGAUCGGAACCUCGCAGCUCAAGCACCUCGUAGGGUACGAGUUACCCAAGGCCAUACUCCCUGUCAUCUGGUACGAAGCCGUCACGAACGUGCCGAAGUUCAACAUCGCCUCCGUUUGCGUGGGGGUCAGCGGGAUUCUGCUGUUGAUGAUUUUCAAGAAGCUCAACAGCCGGUACCUGCCCCAUUUGCCGCUACCGUCUCAGGUUGACGGCAUCGGCGGGUUCUCAAGCUACGCCAGCAACCUCGCCAUCCAGAGCCUGCUGGUGGCGGUGAUUUGCUACAUCAUCACUAUCUCCAUCGGAAAGACUUUCCAGAGGAUCAACGACAACGCCUACAAGAUCAACGGUGCACAGGCAAGGAAUGGCGGUGAGCUCGUGGCGAUGGCGAGCGCCAACAUGGUUGGAUCGCUCUUCAAGUCCUACCCGGCGUCGGGAUCCCUGAGCCGAACGGCAGUGGUUCAGUCCGUCAACGCCAAGACACGCAUGCACCUCAUUCCCGCCGUCGUCGUGGUGAUGCUGGUGCUGGUAGCUAUCACACCCUUGCUCUACACCUUGCCCAAGGCCAUCCUCGCGUCAGUGGUGAUGUUUGGAGUGGUGAAGAUGGUCGACUUCAGGGACGCAAAGCGGCUGUACCAUCUGAGCAAACCCGACUUCUUCUUGUGGAAUGUCUCUUUUUGGGUCACUGCUAUCGUUGGGCCCAUCAAGGGCAUCGCGGUCAGCGUUGUCGUUAGCCUCCUGUACUUGCUGAAGCAAACGUCGAGGCCGGCGAACUCGACGCUAGGCAGACUGCCCGAGACCCGCGAGUACCGCAAUAUCAAGCGUUUCCCGAUGGCGAAGGAGAUACCGGGAAUCCGCAUCUUCCGAUUCGAUUCUAGCCUGCACUUCGCGAACAAGGACUACUUCGAGAACCGACUCAAGGCUCUGGCGCAUGUUUUCCAGCCCCGAUAUUUUUUGGUCUUGCCAUGUCUUGAGUUCACUGCUGUUGGCCAUUCUGUGGUAACGCCGGCCCUAAUCCCACCUCGGUCUCUCGUGAUGGUGAUGGUGGCGGUGAAGGAAAACAACCCCUACCAGGGGGUUCGAAUCCACACCAUCGUGCUAGACGCGUCCUCCAUCAACCAGCUGGACGCUAGCGCAAUCGACAUGCUCAUCCUCGUGGCCAAGUCGUACGACGAGCGGGGUGUGUCCAUCCUUUGCGCCAACUGGAAGGGGCCCCAGCGUGACCUGUUGGAACUGUCCGGCUUCUAUGACGUCAUACCUCCGGCGAACCUGUUUCUCGGUCUGCACGAUGCCGUCGUCGAGGCCAGAAAGAGUUCUACUCCUGCGUCAAUAGUCAAGCCAACAUCUACCGCCGCUGCCCCUCCGUCCCUCCACUCUCUACCGUAUGUGUCUCUGCAGGUCUCGAGACAUCACAGAAGAACCGCUCCCGCCCCCAGCACAACGGUCCCCAACAUCAGCCUCGGGCAGAUCCGCCAGCAUCGCGGAAGGCGAUCCUUCGAACGUGUUGCACAGAGAGGUGUCGGUCGCCGAAACCGUGGUUGAGAUCGGACCCGACGGAGAGAC
Messenger RNA from Ectocarpus sp. CCAP 1310/34, 2353 nucleotides. The record is from the annotation of a GenBank genome assembly. NCBI's taxonomy places the organism in Eukaryota, Phaeophyceae, Ectocarpales, Ectocarpaceae.